CUGUGAACUCGAAUUUCAUUUCACUUACGAUUGCAGAUUCCUCCCUCUGAGUUAGUCGACCUUUGAAUGAUGGCAACACAGAUGGCCUACAUCUUCUCGUCUCAUGUUACAUGUAUUAAUGCAAGCCGUGGUGAUAUGCGGCGAAAAGAUAUGAGUUCGGCCCGAUACAGCUUCUACUAUAGCUUUCAUCAUGCGCGCAGCCUCGUUCCCUCCUACAUAUCUCCCAGCCCUCUUCACACUCCCCCAUGUUCAGCAAGUAUUCCAUAUCCCGUCACCACAUCACACUCGAAGCUGCCGGCCUCGUUGCCCUCGCAGAUCUCUCCAUCGUUGCAGUGAGGACUGCCCUAACAGGGACAGCCUCGCCCCUCGAUGUCCUCCUCCUCGCACCUGGCAUGCACCAACAGCAGUCUGCUGAAGAGGUGAACCGUGGGGAAUUCCCAACGACUGGUUCGAUAACUAAUGGAUACGUCUUCCGCGUCGAGAACCCUGCGACAGUGAGCUACUUGCAGCGCAUUGGUCGCACCGGGCACCUCGUCACCGCCAAGGUAUCCAUGAAUCCUUCCCGUAACACUUCUUUAUCCAAGUACAACCGCCUCGUCCAAUCCUUCUUCAUCACUGGGGUUUCCGCGACACUUCUAUACCUCCUCGGCCCGAUCCUGACAGUGAUCGUGCUCUCAUUCCUCGCCGCUAUACAGGACUGGUGGGGAUUUUGGGUACUAGGGAUGCUAGUAAUCGCCCGAAUGAUCAACGUCAUCGUGAUCAGGCGAAGGAGCAAGGACUCGAAAGAGUGGAAAGGCGCUCCCGAGAAAGAUGAGGGUGAUCUGCUCAUCCUUCUGAGCCAGGAUCGCUGGGUGCGCCUACAAGGGUCCCUGCAUGAUAUCAAGACCGUCACAGCAGGAGAAUGGCUCCGAGAUCAAAGUACGCUGGAGAGCUUUUUCGUUGCCCUCGCGACGCUGCUGGUCUAUGCGGCGGCGGCUUUGGCCGGCAACGCCUCGACGAUGGGGAGCUUGUUUAUUGCUUGCCUCUUGCUCUGCUCUGCCGCUCUAUUGGGUCUGUGCAACUCCUGGACAGGAUGUUUGCAGAUGUAUGAUUGCAUUGUAUGGCAGGGUCCGGAGACGUCACCCAAGUACUAUAAGCGGAGGUUGGAUAUGGUCGAUGAUUUAAUUCAGUCGAGCGGGAAGAGUGACUGGGCUUUUGAAAUGGGUUUGAAGAGGCAUGUUAAACUGGAGGCAUCUGUCGGGUUUGACUCGUCGUCCGAGUGUUCCAGCUUCUCAAGCCCCAGACCUAGCAUCGAUGACAAGAGGUGUUAACUCUAUACAAGGGUUGAGGGAAAAACGGGUAUUAAACCACCCAAUAGAGCAAACAAACUGUAGACUAAGAUUGGAUGUGUAGGUAAAAAG
Desarmillaria tabescens is the source of this 1400-nucleotide messenger RNA. RefSeq lists its product as uncharacterized. The record is from RefSeq and is a predicted model, not a curated record. The transcript has a single exon. The coding region runs from base 246 to 1310 and encodes 354 amino acids. Lineage: Eukaryota; Fungi; Basidiomycota; Agaricomycetes; Agaricales; Physalacriaceae.